GCUAGCUUCGUUGCUUUACCUUAAAUAGGAUUGCUGUGAGCAUAAGGUCCCCUUCCUCUCGCCCUUCCAGUUUCGUUGAUUUCUUCAUUUGGAGGAUACCCUCAAAGGUGUUCAAGUGUGGAAGCUAGCAAAUUUUGAGGAUGAAUUGUUAUAAUCUUCAUCAGAAUGCCUUCUCAGCACGUGAAGAGAUGAGGGGCUCUCUUCCCAUUGCUGAUCAGAAUGGCCCUGUAUUUUGCCCUAAGCCACGCCGAGCUGGAGUUUUAACGAACUUGCCUGUUCGACCAGUGAAAUGGCAUUUUGGCCAACAAGCUGAGGGGUCUGAUUCAAAAGCUGGGGCAGAACUACUUGACAUUGUUCUUAAGAGGGAGAGUUACUGGGAGGAUUUUUCCAACCAGAUACCUUCCUCUCCUCCGUACUUUUGUGGUUCUCCUCCAGUUCGGGCUGCGAAUCCAUUGAUCCAAGAUGCUCGCUUUGGGAAUGAAGAGAACACUCUUGUAUCAACAGUUUCCUCGCCUUCUGGUUUGUUAUCUCCAUCUUCAGCAUCUCGCAAAGGAGGAUGUGCUAGGAUGAAGUUUGGACUUAAACCAGCUGCAGUUAGAGUAGAAGGAUUUGAUUGCCUCAACAGGGAUUGUCAGAAUUCUGGCAUUCCCGCUGUGGCCUAAACUACAUUCAUAGAAGUGUAUAUAGAACAAACCCAGUGCCAAUGCCAAACUUGACUUAACUAGAGAGAGUUUUGAAUGUUUUGAAGGGAAGUAAGAAAUUCAGUUAGUUGUGUAUAUAGCACAAGUUUAUUCUGUAUGGUGAGGUGAGUCAUCUCAUUGUGAUUAUCCGUAGCAAGUUUAGGAAGUUGCAGAAAUAGCAAACCUUCUGUUUUCGAGGUUUGAUUUGUAGAGAGAGCACGUCUUUUUGUAACAGUAGGUGGUUGUAUCUGAGUGUGUUCUGAAAAUUUUAGGCUGUCACCACAAUUGUGUUCUGUAUAGAAAUUGGUGAUUUUGGUUAUGGUUCCUGUAAAUAGAUCUAGGUGACUUUGCACGUUUGCUUAUUAUAUGAAGCUAUUCAAUUGUAUUUUCUGUUCCAAAA
This is a messenger RNA of Vigna unguiculata (cowpea), 1080 nucleotides long. RefSeq lists its product as uncharacterized. The record is from RefSeq and is a predicted model, not a curated record. NCBI's taxonomy places the organism in Eukaryota, Viridiplantae, Streptophyta, Magnoliopsida, Fabales, Fabaceae.